CACCUAUCAUAAACAACAUUACUACAAAAUGAGCACCACCAGCGUCUCCACUUCACUGCCCACUGGGCUCUCGUCAAGGCUAGUUGUCGCCGCGCUGCACAACCACGACCUCAUGAUCCGGACUCUAUGCCCAGCCCUUGUGUCCUACAACUUCGAGUCUGGCAAUCCAAACACCCAGGCAACCUACACCGUAACAGAUAGGAAGCCCAAUGGCCUCACAACAUACAAACUCACUCUUACCAACAAUCCUACCGGUGUCGACUCCCUCGUCAAUGCAAACCCGCCAGUGGGCAUCCUUACCAUCGCUGGCAAAUGGCGGGUCGGGGGCGGCAAGCUUGUCGAGGACGUCAUGAUUGACGGGAACUUUAUGAUGAAGAAGAUGGCCAAGGGAAACGUGGAGAAGACACAUCCGGGACAUCACGCGAUGUUGUUUCAAUUAGCUGCGAGGGCAUGA
Aaosphaeria arxii CBS 175.79 is the source of this 454-nucleotide messenger RNA. RefSeq lists its product as uncharacterized. Lineage: Eukaryota; Fungi; Ascomycota; Dothideomycetes; Pleosporales. The transcript is spliced from 2 exons. The record is from RefSeq and is a predicted model, not a curated record. The coding region runs from base 29 to 454 and encodes 141 amino acids.